Messenger RNA from Onychostoma macrolepis, 4620 nucleotides. RefSeq names its product poly(A) specific ribonuclease subunit PAN3 (gene pan3). The transcript has 18 exons. The record is from RefSeq and is a predicted model, not a curated record. Gene Ontology annotation, cellular component: PAN complex; P-body. Gene Ontology annotation, biological process: nuclear-transcribed mRNA poly(A) tail shortening; protein phosphorylation; mRNA processing. Lineage: Eukaryota; Metazoa; Chordata; Actinopteri; Cypriniformes; Cyprinidae. Gene Ontology annotation, molecular function: poly(A) binding; ATP binding; protein kinase activity. The coding region runs from base 513 to 2936 and encodes 807 amino acids.
AAGGUGCAAAGUAACAUUCCCUGUUUUUAACACUUAAAUUCCAAUUCCCUGUGUUUAACAGUUAAGCUCAAGAUACAAAAAUAUAACAUUUUAUCAAAAAUCGUAAAUGUCAAUAUAUUAUUAUCAAUGAUUGUGAUAUGUGCUUUAUGAUUUAAAUGAAUCCCCUACUGACUCCUUAUGCGAACUGCAGUCGUACCCAGCAUGCACAGCAGAGCUAUUAGCGCUUAGCUGAACAAGUGUAGACAGAAGACAACAACAACAGCAUGAUCCCAGCCAAACGCCAGGCUGAUGGACUAGGCCAGCUAUGGACCCCGAUAACGAGUAUCAGUACAUGGCGACAAAAGUGUGGCUCUUGCUGACUAGUCAUCUGGCUCGAUGAGGAGGUUGAUUUUAUUGCUAAACGUCCACUAAGGUGCUCAUUGUUUCUCAAGUGUUUUAAAAUAUACUGCUGCUAAAUAUCUCGAGUCUAUGUGCGAGUGUCUUCCGGCGGGAGCAGCAGCAGCAGCGGUGCCAUGAACAGUGGACUCCCAGCUUCAGCUGCUCCGCUCGGGGGUGUCGGAAUACCCGGUGUGAAAGUAAAAUUCUGCCGUUAUUAUGCGAAAGACAAGACUUGUUUUUACGGAGAUGAAUGCCAGUUUCUGCACGAGGACCCGUCCAUGGCGAGCCUUUCUCUGCACGGUGGUGGUACAGGUGCUGGCGGCGGAGGAGGAAGCCCCGUCUCUUUAUCUCUCGCCGGAGGAGCAGUGACGGCGGCGGGAUACGUGCUCGGAAAUAGCGCGGCCAGCGGUGCUCCGGCAAACGUUCCCAAAAAGAACGAUUCUCUCGGUCCCGCGGGAACAGCUCCGGAGGGACAUCUGUUGUCCAUCCCUGGGAUGGAGGGAGGUGCUCUGAAUGAUGCCAGUCUGACCAACUCGUACUUCAGCAGCACCUUUAUUGGGGUCAAUGGGUUUGGAGGCCCAGCAGAGUCCAAAUAUUCAAUGAUGCAGAGGAUGACCAGCAGUAGCAGUUCUCCGAGUCUGCUGAAUGAUGGUGCCAAGAGCUUCAGCCACAGCACACAUGAUCCAGUAAAUUCCCCAACAUCAUCACUCUUCAGUGAUUUUGGUGCUUUGAGCAUAUCACAAAGGAGAAAGGCUCCUAACCCCACAGCCAGUGAGUUUGUCCCUAAAGGGGCCCCACGGAUGGCCUCCAUGUCUCAGACGACCGUGCCAGCAUUCACCUCCCCCAUCUUCCCUCAUCCUGGCUUGAGCAGCUCCACUGCGGCUGCUCUUGCACCUGGUAUGUCGCUCUCUGCUGGGUCUUCUCCUCUUCACUCCCCCAAAAUCACCCCUCACACGUCCCCAGCCCCGCGGCGGCGCAGUCACACGCCCAACCCCAACCCCAACCCCAACCCCAACCCAGCCAAUUACAUGGUGCCCACCACUGCGUCUGACCAGGGAGGCGGAGCCCACGUGAUUCAAAAGGAGACCGUGGGCGGUACUACCUACUUCUAUACCGACAACACCCCUGCUCCCUUGGCUGGAAUGGUGUUCCCAACAUAUCACAUGUAUCCGCAAACGGCACCUCAUGUGGCAUACAUGCAGCCAAAAGCCAAUGCACCAUCCUUCUUUAUGGCUGACGAACUCAGACAGGAGCUGAUUAACAGGCAUUUGAUAACGAUGGCACAGAUAGAUCAGUCUGAGAACCCUGGAGUGCCAUCUGAGGUAGACAGUUACCACAGCCUCUUUCCCCUGGAACCCCUUCCCCCACCAAACCGUCUUCAGAAAACCAGCAACUUCAGUUACAUCACUUCCUGUUACAAGGCAGUCAACAGCAAAGAUGACCUGCCUUACUGCCUCAGGAGGAUACAUGGCUUCAGGCUGGUCAACACCAAGUGUAUGAUGCUGGUAGACAUGUGGAAGAAGAUUCAGCACUCUAAUACUGUGACCCUCCGAGAGGUCUUCACCACCAAAGCAUUUGGAGACCACUCACUGGUAUUUUCCUAUGACUUCCAUGCGGGGGCGGAGACCAUGUUCAGCAGGCACUUCAACGAUCCGGCAGCAGAUUCUUACUUCACAAAGAGAAAGUGGGGGCAGCAUGAGCUCCCUCCUCCACGGCAACAUGCGGGCCUGUUACCAGAGUCGCUAAUUUGGGCCUACAUUGUCCAGCUGAGCUCGGCACUUCGCACCAUUCACACGGCUGGGCUGGCCUGCAGGGUCAUGGACCCUAGUAAGAUCCUCAUCACUGGAAAGACACGGUUACGAGUCAACUGUGUAGGAUUGUUUGAUGUCUUAACAUUUGACAAUAGUCAGACCAACCACCUGGCGCUGAUGCCCCAGUACCAGCAAGCAGAUCUCAUCUCCCUGGGGAAGGUGGUGUUGGCUCUGGCGUGUAACUCUCUAGCUGGCAUUAAGAGAGAAAAUUUGCAGAAGGCCAUGGAGCUGGUGUCAAUCAACUACUCUUCUGACCUCAAGAACCUCAUUCUGUACCUGCUCUCAGAACAAAGCCGUCUGCGCAGCGUCAAUGACAUUAUGCCCAUGAUUGGAGCACGAUUUUACACUCAACUCGAUGCCUCGCAAAUGAGAAAUGAUGUCAUUGAGGAGGACCUGGCCAAGGAGGUUCAAAAUGGGCGAUUGUUCCGCCUACUGGCAAAACUGGGAACGAUCAACGAGAGACCGGAGUUCCAGAAGGACCCGACGUGGUCUGAGACUGGUGAUCGUUACCUGCUGAAGCUCUUCAGAGAUCACCUGUUCCACCAGGUAACUGAGGCAGGCACACCCUGGAUCGACCUCAGCCACAUCGUGUCCUGUCUCAAUAAGUUGGAUGCUGGAGUACCGGAGAAGAUCAGUCUGGUGUCGCGGGAUGAGAAGAGCGUGCUCGUGGUGACUUACUCAGACCUGAAGCGCUGCUUUGAGAGCACCUUCCAGGAACUGCUUGCCGCCACGAACGGCCCCCUGUAACCCCCAGCCAUCCACAAGAGUGGGCUGGAACUGCCUGAAACAGAGCACAUUGCACUACAGCCUGGAACCAUAGGUGCAGAAUGAUGAUCUCACGACCAGGGCAGAGCCAGCUGGUUGCUCACCUCCAGUCAGAUACACUGUUCUGUCCAGAGAAAGUUGUUUUCUAAAGCUUAUUUUUUUAGUUUUCACAACAACACCGCAGCUACAGAAUUAUGAACUGAACUGAGAGCUGUGAUAACGAUGAAUUCUUUUUUUUUUUUUUUUUUUUUUAGACUUGGGAACAAUGUCCAAAAAAUAAGAGACUUUACUUCCUGCUUUUAUUUUAAAUUUUUUUUUUUCUUUGGAGGAUGCACUAAACAUUUUAAGUUCCUUUUUAAGUGAUUGUGCGUGUCCCACAGGGUGCGUUGAGGGCCGGGGCCUCACACAUGAAAUGGAAGAAAAACAGAGCGCCGUUUUUUUUCCACAUCAUCUCCUCACGCGUUUUUAAUGAGGUACUACGAUUUGGGACAGACCACUGGUCAUGUGAUCAGAGUCCUCGGCUCUGAUGGGACAAACCAUUGGGUUGGGCAAACUGAUGAGACUGACCACUUAUGAAUGUGUGGCAUUAGUAGUAAUGUGCCGCCACUCCUCGUCUGCUGUAUUGACUCAUUUAAAAGUUGGCCAACUUGGAGGCGGGAGGGGAAGUUACUGGUUGCGUGCAGUCGAGGGGGGAUUCCAUGACAAAGGGGUGCUCUCUCCUCUUGCUGUGUAAACUUGUCGUUUAUUUCAGAAUUUCGCAACAUCCUUUUUCAUUUUACGGAUGCUUUUUGAAAUCAGAUUUUGAGAGGAUGCAUUUUCGUUGUCGUUUCUGUUGUUUUUUUUUAGUCAGGCUCUUGUGAUAGGAACCAAAGAACUGGACCACGCUAGCAAGGGAAACCAGUUCUGUCUCAUUGUGGAAUGUCCUCUUAUGCCUCUGUUGUGGAGCAUCCCAAGUUUCUGUCCAUUUCGUCAUUCUUUUUCCUAAUUCGUUCUUAUUUUCCCGCUCUCCACGCUAGUAUUGGUUUGGAUAUAGUGAAUCUCAGUAUAGAGCUCUCUUGUGUUGUUACUGUCAUUCCCUUUCCUCACCAAGUUGUUGUACAGAGAUGCAUGAUGGGAUGUUUCUCACUUCACUAGUGUGAUCUCUGUGGACCAGUCCCAGCAGGACGGUUGGGAUUGUAUUGGUUUCUCUUGGUUUCGUUUUUGUUUAACUAUGAUUUGACCUAUGAAUUAUGUGACAACAUCCGGAAAACAGUUUGGAAUUCGCUCAGGUUGAUCCCUGACAGGAAUAUGCCAAUGACUGAAUGUGUCUGACCUGUCAUUGGUGACUGCCCAAUCCGUGAGUCAAAGAAAAGGCAGGACUUGCAGCACAGAUUUGGGUGUGCCACACUGGACCGAGAGGGUGCAGGAUACAGCAGGCAGAGCUGAGGAUGCUGCAAGUUCAAUAAUGUACUUUUCCCCUCUUCUUUUUUGUUUGUCGACUGAUACUUGGUGGACAUGGUGCCAAGCCCGUAUCCCUCUCCGAAUCUCUCACUCACACACACACACACACACACUCACACACACUCACACUCUCACACUCUCUCACACACACACACACACACACACACACACACACACACACACACACACACACACACACACACAUACACAUACACACACACAUACA